Messenger RNA from Closterium sp. Naga37s-1, 918 nucleotides. The record is from the annotation of a GenBank genome assembly. NCBI's taxonomy places the organism in Eukaryota, Viridiplantae, Streptophyta, Zygnematophyceae, Desmidiales, Closteriaceae.
AUGACGUGGCGAGAUCCCAUUGGCCGGCAGCACUCGGUGUUCCUGAAAGCGCGGGAUGGCAAGGAGCAGCAGCGGGGGGAGAGGGGCUUUAUAGAGAGGAUGGUGCUUGAUGAGCAGACUCUGAACCCACCCACUCAGGUGGGGCACGCAGUGCAUGGGGAAGGUUCCUUCCACAUGGUGCUUUUAUCGGCCACACCCAUGGGGGAUGGCAGGGACAGGGACACAUACCGCGUGAGCGUGGGGGGAGCAGCAGCCUUGGAACUCUCCUUGCAUGCGGCACACCCGCUGCUGCAGACACCUGACGAGGCUCACACUCACUUCAACGUCUAUAUUAAAUACCUCAAUAACACGGAUGCAGUGCAUGGUGUACUAGGGCAGACUUUCCGAGGGGAAAUUACCCGGUCUAAAAGGGCAGAGGAGUACGGGCUGCUGACUAGGCUUAUGAGAGCGCCGAUUCAGGCUGACGGGGAGACAGGGCAAGGCUUUUUGGAUGGUGACGUGGAGGAUUAUGCCACGUCAGCAAUCGAUGCAGCUGACUGUGCGUUUGCCACGGCAUGGAACGAAGCUCGGAAUAAGGUCUGGGAAAAGGCCGCGGAGGUUGGGGAGGAGCAUGGGGCUUAUGGAGAGGCUGAGAAGGAGGCUCCGGGGGAGGUUGAGGAGGCUCGGGAGGAGACUGGGGAGGUUCAACGAGAAGACAUUGCUAGUUUGCUAAUGGAGGGUAGAGAUCAGGGGUCCAAAGCAUAUAGUGAGGAAGAAGUUUCAGGGAGAAUGGUGGAACGGGAUGGAGAGAAGAGGAAGCAGCAAGAUGAUUUUACUGAGGAGGUGGGGGAAGAGAGAGACGAGAGAGAUUACAGGGAGGGCAUUAGGGAGAAUGGCAGUGGCAAGAUCAGGGAGAAGGAGGCGGGGGGGGCGGGGUAG